UUCCCAUCCUCACGCCUCUCAUCACUAUCUCGUGCCAUUCGAAUUUUCUCGAGAAAAGUCACGGAGAAAUGGCUCCGUAGCUGACUGACAACUCUGACAUUUUCGAAUUCUCCUUUCUCUCCUCUUCAUCAGAUUUUUGGAGUGAUGGCGCAGCCAAGGUACACUAGGAUUGACAACAACAAUAGGAGGCCUUCGUCGAGUUAUUGCUCUACGGUGACUAUAGUUGUGUUUGUGGCACUAUGUUUAGUGGGGAUUUGGAUGAUGACGUCAUCAUCACUUGGACCAGCUGAGAGUGUUGAUGUGGUUGAUGUGGAUAACAAAGAUGGGAUCAAGAAUCAGAUGACACCUCCACCUGUGGAGGAAAGUAAAACACCAAAGGAGGAGAGCUCAAGCAAGGAAGAGAAAACUAAAGAAGAGACUAAAAGUGAGGAAAAUGAUUUGAAAGACAACCCUGAUGAGGAGAAUCCUGACUCUAAUGAAAAGGAGACUAAGCCGGAGACGACGGAGGAUAAUGAGUCUGGUGAGGACCAAAAGGCUGACGAAAGUGAGAAAAAGUCCGGUGACGAUGAUAAAGAAACAGGCAAUGAAGGUGGUGAAACAAAGCCUGAGAAGGAAAACAGUAAGACAACUGUGGAGCAAGAGAGUCAACCUAAAAACGAGACUUCAGGUGAGAUUUCGGCUCCUGGGGCACAGUUAGAGCUGCUUAAUGAAACUAUUGCACAGAAUGGUUCGUUUUCAACUCAGGCAACAGAGUCCAAAAAAGAGAAAGAAGCUCAGAAGAGUUCUGGUGAGCAGAUUGAUUUCAAAUGGAAGGUCUGCAAUACUACUGCCGGGCCGGAUUAUAUUCCUUGUCUUGAUAAUGUGCAAGCCAUUAGGAGUCUUAAGAGUACUAAACAUUAUGAGCAUCGUGAGAGGCAUUGCCCGGAUGGCCCACCUACCUGUCUCGUUCCUUUGCCUGAAGGAUAUAAGCCGCCAAUUGAGUGGCCUAAAAGUAGAGAAAAGAUCUGGUACACCAACGUGCCUCAUACCAAGCUUGCUGAGUAUAAGGGGCAUCAAAAUUGGGUUAAAGUGACUGGUGAGUAUCUAACUUUUCCUGGAGGAGGAACUCAGUUCAAGCAUGGUGCUCUUCAUUACAUCGAUUUCAUACAGGAGUCUGUCCCUGAUAUCGCGUGGGGUAAACGCUCACGUGUGGUCUUGGAUGUUGGAUGUGGUGUUGCAAGCUUUGGAGGUUUCCUCUUCGACAGAGACGUGAUCACGAUGUCCCUUGCGCCUAAAGAUGAACACGAAGCUCAAGUGCAGUUUGCUCUUGAGAGAGGCAUUCCUGCUAUUUCUGCAGUGAUGGGCACUACAAGGCUACCUUUCCCUGGCAGAGUUUUCGACAUUGUUCACUGUGCUCGCUGUAGAGUGCCAUGGCACAUAGAAGGUGGAAAACUCCUUCUAGAGCUAAACCGUGUAUUGAGACCCGGAGGCUUCUUUGUGUGGUCUGCUACUCCUGUUUAUCAGAAGAAGACAGAAGAUGUUGAAAUUUGGAAAGCUAUGAGUGAACUCACUAAGAAAAUGUGUUGGAAACUCAUAUCGAUAAACAAGGACAAGAUCAACGGAGUUGGUGUAGCUACUUACAAAAAGCCUACUUCAAAUGAAUGCUACACAGGCAGAUCAGAACAAGAGCCUCCAAUUUGUGCCGACUCUGAUGACCCAAAUGCAUCUUGGAAAGUCCCACUUGAAGCAUGCAUGCACCCCGCACCAGUAGAAACCGAACGUGGAUCUCAGUGGCCGGAGCAAUGGCCAGCGAGAUUAGAUAAACCACCGUACUGGUUAUCGAGUUCGCAGACCGGAGUUUAUGGAAAAGCAGCACCAGAGGAUUUCACCGCUGAUUAUGAUCACUGGAAACGAGUUGUGACCAAAUCAUACCUUAAAGGUUUAGGAAUUGACUGGGGAACUGUUAGAAACGUCAUGGACAUGAAAGCUGUUUAUGGAGGAUUUGCAGCGGCUCUUAGAGAGUUGAAAGUGUGGGUGAUGAAUGUGGUUCCAAUAGAUUCACCAGACACACUAGCAAUAAUCUAUGAGCGUGGACUGUUUGGUAUCUACCACGAUUGGUGUGAAUCUUUCAGUACUUACCCGAGAUCAUAUGAUCUUCUUCACGCAGACCAUCUUUUCUCCAAACUCAAACAAAGGUGCAAUCUGACGGCGGUUGUUGCGGAGGUGGAUAGGGUUCUGAGACCGGAAGGGAAGCUGAUAGUGAGGGACGAUGCGGAGACGAUACGAGAAGUGGAAGUAAUGGUGAAAGCGAUGAAAUGGGAAGUGCGUAUGACUUACUCUAAGGAAAAAGAAGGUUUGCUUUCUGUUCAGAAGUCAAUGUGGCGACCCAAAGAUGUAGAGACUCUUACUUACGCUAUCGCCACUUGAGAAAACAAGAAACUUAGUUCGAGUCUUUUUGUACGUAAACAGACUCCUUUGUUAAACUUUGUCGUCAUUUAGGAAAUUCAUUUUAUUUUGUCUGAGUUGAGUCGUUUGUUUGUGCUAUUUUUGCACUUGUUUUUUCGUCUUGAAGAAGAUGAACGUUCUUGACGUUUCUAUGGUUAAGUUAGAUUACAGUGAGAGCAUAUAUUCAAGCACAUAUUAAUAUGAUAAACUGAAAUAAAUCUUAAUGACUCGAACCUCAGACAUAUCUAACUCACGCACGCCCAACGUGAUUUGUGUAUGCGUUAAUAUUCAGUUCAACUUGAUAGAUUUAAAUGGUUAUGACAAUUGAUAACUUUGAUGUCCAGAGAUAGAUAGAUACAUUGUUGGGUUUAUAUAAGAAUGGAUACAAACAAACAAAACAUGAUCACCAUUUCCAGAAAACAUUGGAACCACACUUGAACUUGUCUUUGCCUUCACAUUCCAAAGCCAAAUCUUCUGAGAUAAAUGGCACUUUCUGCAUUUACAUUAAAAAAAACAAGAAGAUGAAUUAACAUCAUAUCUACUCUAUCAACUGUCUCCUAAAGAAAAAAAAGGUUGACUAUUAGGAAUGACCUUUUGCUUGGCAAGAUCUUGGCAACCAGUGAAAUUCUCAGGGAACUUGCAGCUUCCGAAUUGAACAGUGAAUGCUCUCGCAAAGUU
This is a messenger RNA of Eruca vesicaria subsp. sativa (arugula), 3102 nucleotides long. The record is from the annotation of a GenBank genome assembly. NCBI's taxonomy places the organism in Eukaryota, Viridiplantae, Streptophyta, Magnoliopsida, Brassicales, Brassicaceae.